Messenger RNA from Lytechinus pictus (painted urchin), 1950 nucleotides. RefSeq names its product myophilin-like. The transcript has 3 exons. The annotation marks the transcript as partial. NCBI's taxonomy places the organism in Eukaryota, Metazoa, Echinodermata, Echinoidea, Temnopleuroida, Toxopneustidae. Gene Ontology annotation, cellular component: actin cytoskeleton. Gene Ontology annotation, molecular function: actin filament binding. Gene Ontology annotation, biological process: actin filament organization. The record is from RefSeq and is a predicted model, not a curated record.
UUCAGAUUGGUCAACAAAUUCUGUGACGGAGCGGUGAAGAAGGUCGAUACCUCAAGUGCCGUUUUCAAGCAGAGGGCAAACCUCGAAGCCUUUAUCCAAGGAUGCAAGACAUUUGGACUAAAGGACCAAGAAGUCUUCCAAGUCAACGAUCUUUUCGAGUCAAAGAACAUCCCACAGUUCACACAGUGCAUUGUCGCUCUUGGUCGCUAUGCCCAAUCCCAGCCCGGCUAUGACGGCCCCAUCCUAGGACCCAAACACUCCGAAGGAAACAUUAGGGAUUUCUCCCAAGAUCAGCUAGAUGCUGGCAAGCACAUGAUUGGUCUUCAAAUGGGUUCCAACAAGGGUGCCUCUCAGGCUGGUGGAGACUUCGGCAGGCCACGCCAGAUCCACUCAGAGUUCAAAUAAACCAGUUACCCCCAUCCUCAUCAACACAACCACUACGUCCCAUGCCAUUGCACUCACAGACCAUUCUGGAAGCAGGAUAGAUAAUAAAAAGAUGAAGAUGACCAUUCUGGAAGCAGGAUAGAUAAUAAAAAGAUGAAGAUGAGUUGAUAUAGAAAGAUCAAGGGAAAGGGUAGGAAAUGCCGGAUGCCAAAUAAGUAUUGUAAAUUCAAUUUCAGACUUAUUUGUUGUGAAUUCAUGAAUUCAUCGGGGACAAUGUUGCCUCUUUCAAAAAUUGAAAGAGGCGCCAUUUUAACUUUUGCAUUAUUGACCACUUUUCCAACGUGACAUGUCUAAAGAUAAGUCCAUCCUGUACUAUUUUCUAGAGACAUCCAAAUAAAACACUUCGUUUCUUUUCAUGCUUAUACUGUCCUUAUCAAUAUUUUCCCAAACACAAUCAUUCUACCAAAAUUGUAAUUAUGUUGUUGUAUGCAUUUAUUCAUAUCCUGAUGACAAAACUUUACUUAGUAUCAUUCAGGUACAUAACAAAACCGAAUGCUUUUAUCAUUCAUGUCUUAUGUCACGAACACACAGGAACAAUUUCUCUAUCAUCCAUUGGAAGUAAAAAUGCGAAUGCGAACAUGGCUCAUGUAUCUUAUUACAUGAAAUGUAACCUUAUGUAUUAUCAAGACUAUCGUUUUAAUUUUGUAUAUGUUUGCGUUGAAUAUUGCACAGCAUAUUUGUUAGAAAAGUUAUACUUGUGUGAGGCAAUUAAUAAUAAUUAGAAUGUGAUUUAAUAUCUAUAUUAUCAUGAUUAUAUUUUAUUGAAGGAUCGCAGACGCCACUUAUGCGUUUUCGUGAAGUUUACAAAGGAUAAUACUAAAAUCAACAUGAUUAUGCGAUCACUACGAAAAAAAUAAUCCAGAUUACCCAGAAAUGUUUUUGUAUCUAUAAAUGUUAUUUUAAAAAAAAUUCCAUUUGCAUUAAACAGUUUCUUUACAAUUUACGAAAUGAAUCAGUUCCUUCUUGAAAAUUGACUUUUUUUUUUUUCAAAUACAUAUUUAAAUCAUUGUUAACUUUAUAUAAUAAUCGGGAGUAAAGAAUUGUAAUCAACAAAGAUGACACGAUGUUGUAUUCAAUGUAUACAGAAUAAUUUCUUCACAACGCGAAAAUAAAAGCCGCAGCACACAAUCCCAAGUUAAUCAAUCUGGACUUUUGUAUAUUUUGUUAAUUUUGAGUACUGCAAUAAUCUAAUUCUUAUUAUGUUUAAAUAUGAUAAUGAUCUUAGAUGACACACUGGUCUACUUCUAAUAUAGUCUAAUAUCACGUGGGCUAAAUAUAUUUCGUCUACAACCGAUCGGUCUUAUUGCUGUUUGAUCUACUAUACAUUGCAGUAAUUCCCAAUUGGUCUAAUUUACCUUUCGUCUGGUACCUAUUUCAUUUUAGUUUCUCACAAUAAAAAAAAAUGUUCUUAAGCAGUUUUAUAGACUAACGUGACUAUUUAUGAUGAGAGACCAAAUGGAUAUUAGACGAAUGGAAGUAGCCUAAAUGGGAAUUAGACGAAAUUGU